AUGAAAGCCAUUAAAGUAACUUAUAAUAAUACCACACAUAAAGUUACGCUUUCUGACAAAACCAAUUGGGAUUCACUUAAAUCUCACUUCUGUGAUCUAUUCAAGAUCCCGUACGAAAAUUCUAUUUCGUUGUCUUACACUGAUCAUAAUGGUGAUACUAAAACUCUUUCCAGUGACUUAGACUUAAGGAACAUUUCAUCUGAUCAAAUAUCAAAUAUGGAAUUUAUAUUAUCAGAUGAAGAAGAUUUAGACAGUUGGAUCCUUGCAGGUGAUUCAGGAAAUAAACUUGAAGAUAGACCUGGACAAGUUUCUACCAAACAAUCAACUAGUGAUGAAAUUAUUCAAGAGUUUGUCAAUAUAUGGUUACAAUCUUCUUGUAGUUAUAAUACUCGUUUUGGCUUAUUCAAGCGCCAUUUGUAUUUAAUUUUCGGAGAUCGCAGAACAUACGCAUAUAUAUACAUUUCUCCGCAGUAUAAUCAAGCCACUGUAGGAGCACAAUAUUAUGAUCAUACUUUCAUACCUCGCAAAUAUCUGGCAAUGAAUGCUUUUAAUGAAAUGAAAGAUGCGAUGAAGAAAUUAUUCAAUAGCAUUAAAAGCAUGAAAAGAAUGAAAAGACUGAUCAUUUUAAUGUUGGCCUUCCUUGCACUCGUUAAAUUAAUAUCUUUCACAUUCUACAUUGCAAAAAUUGGAUUAAUGUGGAUUGGAUUUUUUACAGUUAUUGGAUAUAUUAAAAGCAAUUAUUCAGAUGUAACUGAUCAAGAAGAUUCUACUAAGGAACGAAGAAAUGUAAAUAUAGAGGUUUCAUCUAAGAAUGCUAUAGAGUUUGGAAAACGAUGUUAUGGUGACAUGAAGCAAGUUAUUGAAGAACUAUUUGAAUAA
This is a messenger RNA of Racocetra persica, 879 nucleotides long. The record is from the annotation of a GenBank genome assembly. Lineage: Eukaryota; Fungi; Glomeromycota; Glomeromycetes; Diversisporales; Gigasporaceae.